Triticum urartu is the source of this 1723-nucleotide messenger RNA. RefSeq lists its product as uncharacterized. NCBI's taxonomy places the organism in Eukaryota, Viridiplantae, Streptophyta, Magnoliopsida, Poales, Poaceae. The record is from RefSeq and is a predicted model, not a curated record.
GCUCAUAUCAUCUCAUAUCUUCUUGAUGCCGACCAGCCCUACAUGCAUGAGGUAGUUACUAGCUAGGGAGUACUUGCCUCCAUGGAUCCCACUUCAAACACAUCGCUCAGCUAGCUAGCUGAUAGUAUGUACCCACUCGCUCUCCUUUGUGACCUCACCGUGGCCAUCACCGUCAAAUAAUGCCUCCCGAGCCCUGACCAGCGCUCAGCUCACCUCAAGCAGUACGCCUUGACUCUUCUUGAGCCAUGGACACGAAGGGAUCCGGCGCGCAUAGAGAAGGAGAGGAGACCGGGAACACCAUGGCCGGCAACGUCGGCGCCGGCGCCAUGACGGUGGCAAGGGAGUACCGGCGGGGGGACUGGACGCUGCCGGAGACAAUGCUGCUGAUCGAGGCCAAGAAGCGGGUGCACGAGGAGCGGCACCCGGCGGACCUGGGCCUGGCGCGCUGGCGGUGGGUGGAGGACUACUGCUGGCGCGCCGGGUGCCGGCGCAGCCAGAACCAGUGCAACGACCGGUGGGACAACCUCAUGCGGGAUUACAAGAAGGUGCGCGCGUACGAGCACGCCGGCGCCGCAGCGGAGGCGCCGAGCUACUGGGAGAUGGCGAGGGCGGAGAGGAAGGCGAGGUACCUCCCCUCCAACCUCCUGCGCGAGAUUUACGAGGCCAUGGGCGAGAUCGUCGAGCGGCGGAUGAGCUUCGCCGGCGCCGGUGGCCCAUUCUUGGGCGCACCGCCGCCACCGCCGAUGGUCAGCAGCGGCCUCGUCGGCGCCCCUAUGCAGGCCUCGCCGCUCGCUCAAGUCCAGCCCCGACCUCUAGAAGACCAAGAAGAAACGCGUGGCAGCUCCGAGUCGUCGCCGGAGAGGAAGAGGCUGCGGCUAUCGCUGGACGGCCAGCCCGGGAGCAGCACGCCAGCGUCUGCCGCAGGGCACGACGAUCGCCACCAAGAGCCCCAGGGCGACGACAGGGAGAGCUCCGACGACACCGAGGAGCACGACGAGCUGAGCGGGGCGAUCGGGCAGUGCGCGGCCAUCCUGUCGGGCGCGCUGGAGAGCCGAGAGGCCGCGGAGGAGCGGCGGCACAGGGAGGGGAUGGCGGUGGAGGAGCGCCGCAGCGUGGCCAAGCAGGCGCGGCGCGAGGCCGGCGAGCAGUGCAUGGCCGGGCUGGCGGCCGCCGUGGGCCAGCUCGCCGGCUCCAUGCUCGCGCUCGCCGCCAAGCACGAGGGCCCCGCCGCGCCCAAGUGAGACAAACGAACAAACCCCGGCCAGACCAAUAAUCCAACGGGAUCCCUCUCUAUCUCGUUGCUGUGUGUGCUGCACGAUGAUGCCGCCCCGCGCCGCGCGCGUGCAGUGAUCGAGUGCGCAGCGGCAUGCAUGCAUGCACAUCUUGCGUGCACGGAGCUCGAGACCGGUGCGCGCUACGAUCGGCGAGCCCGGGAAGCCUGGGCCUUGCAUGUGAUUCACAUGUAGCUACUCCAGAGCGGCUGCCAGGGAUCCAUCCAUGGCACGUACGUACGUACUACGUACAUGGAGCUUGAUUAGAAUACUAGUAGUACUUUGUUCAUGUGCUGGUUUAUUGGGGAUUUGGGGUUUAUGCAUGCAUGCAUGCCAUAUUGCCAUUCAUGAUUCGACGGUGGUGUGUGUGAUCGAGUGAUGGCAUGUUAGCUGCAUGAGGGUUUAGCAUCUAAAAACGUCUUUCGUGCUGUCAAUGUAAAGUGCAUUCAAUA